This is a messenger RNA of Rotaria sordida, 2613 nucleotides long. NCBI's taxonomy places the organism in Eukaryota, Metazoa, Rotifera, Eurotatoria, Philodinida, Philodinidae. The record is from the annotation of a GenBank genome assembly.
AUGAGUCCUUAUACAGAUAUGCAACAACAAGAGAACAAGCCUAUUGAGAGGAAACAAGAUAAACCUCACGACAGAUCAUCUGUAACAAGCGAAGUAUCAACAUCGAGAUGUCGUCGAACUAGUUCAGAAUCAUUUGCACAGUUCACUGAAAACGAUGACGAUGAACCUUUAGUAGGAAAACAGACAGAAGAAUUGUCGUCAGCAGCUCAAAUUGUUCAUUUUAUGCGACGUGCAUGGAAAUUACCGGUGCCUGACGAUAAUUUCGAGGAAGGGGAUAGACAUUGGAAGGCUAAAUUUGUUGAUCGCCUUCGAGCUGAUCUAAUAUUGCCUAUGCGUGCGCAAAUCGAACAAGAAUCACGAAAAGUAACUCAACAAGGACAAACAUUCAUGAUUCCAAUUGUACAAAUUCUCGUCGAAGGUGGCGUUUCUUCGAUUCUUACUGUAUGCGAAUCGAUUAAAGCUAAAACGCCUGUUAUUGUCAUUGAUGAUGAUGAUAAUCUUUCACGACCUCUUCCUCUCGAAAAAUCAGCUAACACAACGACAUCAUCGAAUCCUUCAACUGGGAAUGAACUCGUUUCCGUAGCUUUUGAUGUAGCUGAUCAGAACCAAAACCAUCAUUCGAAUUCAAAUCAAGUUUCAAUAAAUAUUACACAAUGGAAUUAUUACAAAACGUAUUUGAAUAGAGAUUUGAAGGCUGAUCUUAGACAGAAACAGAUGGAACAAACUGAUGUUUCCGGUAAGAAUUCUAGUAAUCCAGUCACCGAUAAUUAUGGUAUUAUUGAUCAUUUUCGUAAAAAGGAUUCAUUUUUGCAUGAAAUGGUAGUAUUCAAUGGAAUGGAUGUUAUUCAUAGAAGUGGACGUGUAACCGAAAUCAAAAUUAAUUUUAUACAAUCAUCAAGGGAUAAACAAUUUCCUGAAGUUUUCUUGUAUAUUGUGUCACCAGGAAAGGAUCAAAACGAAUUUACUAUUAUUUAUCGGCAUGAAAUAUCUGAUGAGAUAAUUGGUGCACCGAUUAUAACUGGACAAUUAACAUCAUCUACAGUACCAACCGAGCGACAAAAUAUAGCGAGCAACAACGAUAACAUAACCAGUGGAUCUUCAUCAACUCGGCCUACAGACUCCAAUGCUCACACAUCAUCGAAAGUCGCAGGAAAACUGACAAAAUUGACAACAGAAACAACAGACGCCUCUGUUAAUAGUAUUAUUCGAACAUUGAACAUUCAAGAACCUACUCUCUAUGUGCAGGCGGGUCAAUAUCUAGCAAUUGGCUUUGGUUGUGGUUCCACUCGACUGUGUCGUGUUAAAAGAAGUGAUUCGUAUUAUAUUACUCGAAGUUGGGCUGAUACGACGGUCCAAUCGGGUAAACCAGUGAAAGAUGAAGAAUUUGCUGUUAGCAUAUUAACUGAAAAUUCUCAACGAUAUUUUAACUACAGUCCAUUACAAUUAGCAAAGGAAAGUAAUAGUCGUUCGUUUUUAGCAACGAAAUGUGUUCAAAAAUAUUUGGAUAAAAAAUGGUUCGGUACAAUUGAUAACCACCGACAUUCCAUGUUCUGGAAUGUUGUUUUGAUCUUCUAUGUUGCAUUUCUGUGCUUAUUUAGUUACGUGCUCUUAGUGGAUUAUUUUCCAAUAAAUAAUAAUGGUGGUACACGUAAUGGUUAUUUUAUAAUAAUUCCAAUAACAGAAAUCGUCCUUCACAUUUUAAUGUUUAGUAUUCUUAUUGAAGAAUGUAUAGAGUUUCUAUUGUAUUAUGCGGAAAAACGUUUAUGUAAUAUUCAUUGGAUUCCUUGGAAAUAUUUCACUAUUGAUAAAUGGAAUAUUCUUGAUGUAAUAGCAAUUCUAUUUUAUAUAGCCGGUUUCAUCCCACGUUGGAUUUCUUCUGAAUCUGCGUUUACUGUUUCAAAGCUAACGUUCUACAUGUUUAGUGAUACACUUAGUAAAGCUGCACAUAAUUCGCACAUAUAUUGGGCAUUUCAUCGAUUCCUUCUCGUCAAUGAAUAUCGACGAAAAUCACCAUAUCCACCACCGAUUAAUCUUCUUCAUUACACUUAUAAAUUCCUUAAAUUUCUAUAUCGUCUUAGCCGAAAUAAGACUAGUGACAAUAUUCAUGGUUCGCUUGAUGGUGCUAGUGAACUCGAUUCGAAUUUAUAUAAUAUAAUUUCAUUCAAUGCAAUGGAUCGAGCAAAAAUUUCUGGCACUGUAACAAAGGUUUCAAUUAAUUUUUCUACUGCACCAACAACAACAAAUCCUGAAAUUUGGCUAUUUGUUAUUGCAGCUGCAACAGUUGCUUCGAAUCCACACUUCUUUAUAGUUAUUAGCAAGCGUCAGUUAUUUGAAAAAUCCAAACAAAAUACUACUGCAAAUCAGCAAAAAUCUGCAACAAUCAAAUUAGAAAAAGGAAUCCAAACAUUCGACACAGAUAUUAAAAUCACAGAGGGACAAUAUUUAGGUAUAAGAUUUUCACCAGGAGCUGGCAAUCCUUAUAGUACUGGACGCAAUCAGUAUUAUUUUAAUGCUCCCGUUGAGCCUGUUCUAAAUUAUUCUAUUUUAUUUACAAAUUGUCCUACCAAAGGUAUUGCAAUGAGUUUCACGGUUCAAAAAAGCAAGAGUAUGUGA